This is a messenger RNA of Miscanthus lutarioriparius, 792 nucleotides long. NCBI's taxonomy places the organism in Eukaryota, Viridiplantae, Streptophyta, Magnoliopsida, Poales, Poaceae. The record is from the annotation of a GenBank genome assembly.
AUGGAAAGCGCCACGAGGAUCAUGGCGGUCCUGGCUCUCGGGCUGCUAGCACUCCUCUGCGCUGCCGGCCCAGCCGCCGCGCAGAACUGCGGCUGCCAGCCAGGCUACUGCUGCAGCCAGGUGUCGCUCGGGCCCGUGCCACUCAGGGGGGGCGGCGGCGGCGGUGGAGGUAGCGGCGCGAACGUGGCUAGCGUCGUUACCGACGCGUUCUUCAACGGCAUCAAGAACCAGGCCCCGAACUCGUGCGAGGGCAAGAACUUCUACACGCGAAGCGCGUUCCUGAACGCCGUCAACGCGUACCCCGGCUUCGCCCAUGGCGGCUCGGAGGUGGAGGGCAAGCGCGAGAUCGCCGCCUUCUUCGCGCACGUUACGCACGAGACCGGACAUUUCUGCUACAUCAACGAGAUCAACGGCGCGAGCAGGAACUACUGCGACGCGAACAACAGGCAGUGGCCAUGCGUCCCGGGGAAGAAGUACUACGGGCGCGGCCCGCUGCAGAUCUCGUGGAACUACAACUACGGGCCUGCAGGGAGGGACAUCGGCUUCAACGGGCUCGGGAACCCGGACAAGGUGGCGCAGGACCCCGUGAUUUCGUUCAAGACUGCGCUCUGGUUCUGGAUGAACAACGUACACCAGGUUAUGCCGCAGGGGUUCGGUGCCACUAUCAGGGCCAUCAACGGCGCCCUCGAGUGCAACGGCAAGAAUCCCGCCGCGGUGAACGCGCGGGUGGGCUACUACAAAGACUACUGCAAGCAGUUCGGUGUCGACCCGGGGAACAACCUCACCUGCUAG